Echinostoma caproni is the source of this 732-nucleotide messenger RNA. The record is from the annotation of a GenBank genome assembly. NCBI's taxonomy places the organism in Eukaryota, Metazoa, Platyhelminthes, Trematoda, Plagiorchiida, Echinostomatidae.
AUGAUCAGUUCCAUUACAUCACGGAGUAGUCGCUUGUUUGCCGACGUCGGAUACGACAGUAUCCGUGAGUUUGGUCGGGGACCGUUGCUCGAGUGUAUGUCCACUUGUCAUUCACUGACUCUAAUCGAGGGUGUAUUGUCCGGAGACCCAUUGGAUCUAAAAAUGUUCCAGUCAACUAAAUGGGAAUUCAUCGAAGAGACUGAAGACCACUGUAAAUUCGAAAUGGCUGUGCCCGCCAUCGUUCGCCCCUGUGGUGAACGUUCAAUGGAAAAAAUCUCCGGCGAUGCGAAGUAUGAUUCUGAGAACCUACCAUAUGAAGUUGGAAUCCUUCGUCAGUUCCCCUUCACUUCUAGUCUGCAACGAAUGUCAGUGAUUGCGCGGGUUUUAGACAGUUCCCAUUUCAGCGUGUACACCAAAGGUGCUCCAGAGACAAUCGAAUCCCUGUGUCGACGUGACACAAUUCCGUCAGAUUUUCAUUCUCUUCUAUUGGAUUACACACGGGAGGGGUAUCGAGUUCUGGCUUUGGCUUGGCGCCCACUUAAAAUCUCCUACACUCGUGUGCUCAAAAUUCAACGGGAACGAGUUGAACAGGAUUUGCUGUUUCUCGGUCUGUUGGUAAUGGAGAAUCGGCUGAAACCCGAGAGUGCUGAAGUCAUACAAGUGCUCCGGAAUGCUAACAUACGUCCGGUCAUGGUUACUGGUAGGUGUCUUUUGUUGGAGUUACGUCGAUGA